UUGCAAUUUUUGAGUGGGGAUGGGAAAAGUUUGCAGGACACAUUAAAUAGGAAUAGCAUACGAACCAAUUAGUUCAGUUGCUAAAUAUUUUUACGACAGCAAAUAUCAAAUCAGUUAGUGGCAAAGUAAUUUGUUAAAUGUUAUAAUUUAAAUUGUAUAAAAGUAACCGCUUCUAAAAUAAUAUAUACUGAGUGUCAUACGGAUCAUAUAUAAUUUUCAUAAGAUGCUUCAUCAAAAUAACUUCGAAAUAAACUCAAUAAAAAAGAUGAAUACCGAUAAUGUUCCGACGCCACCUGACGAUAAACAAUUGUUGAAUAGACCAAAUUUAAUACAAAAACCAAGUAAUUUCUCGAUCGAUCACAUUCUAAAUAGUGCUGGAAGUACCAAAGAUAAAUAUAGAUCUAAAGGUGGUGACACGGAUAAAAAUGAACAUUAUUUUAUGGAAACUCAAGUUCAUCAAUAUCCACCAAUUUUGAAUUGGCUUCAAUAUACCCGAUAUAAACCACCGCGUUUGCCACGACCACUUCGAAAUGGACCAAUCAAGCGUACUCCCGGUCGUCUGCCUCGCAUUCCAUUUACACCAUAUCAAUUGAAUGAACUUGAAACGGCUUAUAAACGUGCCAAUUAUUUAAGUUCGGAAGAUGCAAACAAAUUGGCCAUUCGUCUAGAUUUAACUUGUAUGCGAGUGAAAAUUUGGUUUCAAAAUCGAAGAGCGCGCGAAAGACGAGAAAAACGAGAAUUGAAUACAACGGCAACAUCAUUUUCACCAAAUAUUAAUGCAUGUGCGAUGUAAAUUACUACUUAA
Contarinia nasturtii (swede midge) is the source of this 805-nucleotide messenger RNA. Its product is annotated as homeobox protein MSH-D-like. NCBI's taxonomy places the organism in Eukaryota, Metazoa, Arthropoda, Insecta, Diptera, Cecidomyiidae. The transcript has 2 exons. The record is from RefSeq and is a predicted model, not a curated record. Gene Ontology annotation, molecular function: DNA binding; DNA-binding transcription factor activity, RNA polymerase II-specific. Gene Ontology annotation, biological process: regulation of DNA-templated transcription.